Molecule: messenger RNA, 3870 nt
Organism: Lytechinus variegatus (green sea urchin)
Lineage: Eukaryota; Metazoa; Echinodermata; Echinoidea; Temnopleuroida; Toxopneustidae
Gene: mkln1
Product: muskelin-like
Exons: 18
Coding region: 31-2283 (750 amino acids)
Cellular component (GO): cytoplasm
Molecular function (GO): protein binding
Source: RefSeq, a predicted model, not a curated record
UGUUUAAAGUUUAUUAGCGGGAAAAACAAGAUGGCGGAAAUCGCCUGCGCAUCUUGCUUCGAGGAGCAGAGGAACACGCCCUACAAACUCCCUUACACCAUCAAAAGUUAUUCGAGCUGUACAGCAAAUUAUUCUCCAGAGAAUAUACUCCAAGAUAACUCUAAGGAUCAGUCUUCAAGAUGGUCAUCAGAUAAUAACUGUACACCCCAGUACAUCAUUCUCAAGCUGGAGUCUUGUUGCUUGAUGGAUAGUAUCACUUUUGGAAAGUAUGAGAAGCCACAUGUGUGCAAUGUGAAAAAGUUUAUCAUCUAUGGAGGACUGACAGUAGACCACAUGGUUGAACUCACAUCGGGUGGCCUCAAGAAUGAUAAUGUGAAGGAGAGUUUUUCACUCAAGUAUGUUGUGAAUGGAAAUCCAGUGCCUUGUCGUUAUAUCAAGAUUGUGCCUCUGCAAUCAUGGGGACCUUGCUUUAGUUACAGCAUCUGGUACAUAGAAUUAAGAGGAAUAGAUGAUCCAGAUAUUGUACAACCAUGCCUUCUUAUGUAUAAUGAGUAUCGAGAAAGCCAAGCUAUCAGAUUGUGCCUAAAGCACUUCCGUCAGAACAACUACCACGAAGCCUUCCAGAGUUUACAGAAGAGGUCGAAGGUCAACUUAGAGCAUCCAUUGCUGACAGAGUUGCAUAGCAAGCUGGUGAGAGAAGGUGAUUUUGAUAGAUGUGAACAGAUCAUUGAUAUAGCUUCACAAGAUGGUCUCUUCAAUACAUAUAUUGCUAAUCAAGAUUAUAAGCCUCAUUGGAAGCUUCUAUCACCCCUCACUGUUGGUGAAGAUGAGAGUAGACCUGGUAUGAGAGGUGGACAUCAAAUGUGUAUGGAUGUAAAUACAGAGAUGAUCUAUUUAUUUGGUGGAUGGGAUGGUACAACUGAUCUGGCUGAUUUCUGGGUAUUCAAUGUACAGGAAAAUGAAUGGACAUGUCUUUCAAAAGACACAGAAAAAGAGGGUGGUCCUUCAGCUCGGUCAUGUCAUAAAAUGUGUAUUGAUCCAAGCAGACAUCAGAUCUUUAUCUUGGGUAGAUACAUGGAUCAAACCAUGAGGAACACUUCUCCAUUAAAGAGUGAUUUCUACGUGUAUGACAUUGCAUCUGCUAAAUGGACAUUGAUAUGUGAUGAUACAGGAUCUGAGGGUGGUCCAAGACUAAUCUUUGAUCAUCAAAUGAGCAUGGAUUCAGAGAAAUCUACUAUCUUUGUAUUUGGUGGUAGGAUUCUAACAAGUUCUUCCUCAUCAGAAGAUCGUCCAAGUGAAGGUUCUUUCAGUGGUCUUUACUUAUACCACAUACCAACUAAUACAUGGCAGCUAAAAAGACCUGAUCAUAGUGCUAACCACCAUCAUUUACAUGUACAUGGUUUGAAACGCAAUACCAAGGAUAUCAAGUCUAGAACAGGACAUUCUAUGCUCUUCCAACCUGAAUCUAGAAAACUUUUCAUCUUUGCUGGUCAGAGGGCUAAGGACUAUCUCAGUGAUUUCUUCACCUAUAAUAUAGAUACAGAGGAAAUAGAAAUGAUAUCUAAGGAUGGAAACUUAGGACAUCCAAGUGGAGUGCCUGUAGCUGGUUUCACCCAAAGGGCAACCAUAGACCCUGAACUGGAGGAAAUUCAUGUUUUAUCUGGUCUGAGUAAAGACAAAGAUAAAGAAGACACUAUGAAGAAUUCAUUUUGGAUAUAUUACAUCAAACAGGAACGAUGGUCUUGUGUUUAUAAGAAUGAGAACAAUGACCAACAGUACUGGAAACAACAACAACAUGUAGAACCUUGUCCGAGGUAUGCACAUCAACUUGUUUACGAUCAUGUUCACAAGAGGCAUUAUUUGUUUGGUGGUAACCCAGGCAACCAUAACAGACAGCGCCCUCGCUUGGAUGACUUCUGGUCAUUAGAGCUCUGUAGACCCAGCAAAGAAGAGUUAGUACGACGGUGUAAGUACCUGAUCCGACGACAUAACUUCCAGGAGACAGCCAUGGUGAAUCCUAUGAUGGCUCUCUCCUAUCUUCAGAGAGAUCUGGCUGAGAUGGUCAAUCAUUCUGAUCCUGAAGAAACCAAAGAGUUCCAGCUUCUUGCAUCAAGGCUUUUCAGUCCUGGAUUAGAAGUUCCAGAGCACCUUCUAAUGGGUCAAUGCACUGAAGAUGCACCUCCUUUCUAUGCUAGUAGAACACAGCUCUAUGAUACCUUAGUGAGCUUCUUUCCUCUGAACAUGUCACAACCUCGGGACAACCUUAUUGACUGUAUACUCUGAUCUGCUCUUUGCCACAUAUAACCUUUGACCUAAGAUAAUAAUUCAUCAGUCAUUUGACCUUUGAUUCAGUUCUUGAAAUUGACUUCAUCCUGUAGGUGAUUAUACAGUAACUGAAAAAUCGUUCUUACAAAAUGUUGAAAUUUUGGAGGAACAUACUAAACCCAUAUGAUUGGUUGAAGAAUACAAGUUUUGUUAAGAUGAUUAAUACCUGCAAAGUGUGUCCUAGAAUUCAAAGGGUGUAUUCUUCUGAUAUCAAACUUAUAUUUUCAUUUCAAAUGUCAGUUGCAUUUAUUGUCAAGUCUGUUGUUUUUAGACAAUGAGAAAAUGACUCACAUAGACAAGCAAGUUAAUAAGCAUUCGCAUUAUAAGCAUAUUUUCUCAUGAUAAAAGAUAUAAUAGAAUACUAUACAUUUUGGACUUUGCCAGAAUUUUUCUUCUGUGUCAACAUGUAGCUGCAGUAUUGAACAAGACUUUUUUUAUCAUUAGACUGACUUUGGUUUUAAAAUUCACACUAUUUUUGUCCCAGGAGUGAAACAUAGUAAAAUGAUACAUGCCAAGUGUAGUAUAUUUAUUCAUAGGGAAGUUUCAGGGCUUUUACUAAUUAAAGAAAAUCCAAAUUGAUUUCAUUUGCUUGAAAUUAUAUAUCUGUUAUUCGAGGUAUGUGGGAAACACAUUUUAAUUUGAUCAAUAGCGAUGUUCAUUCAUUUUCUAUUUGAAAAAAAUUGUUUUUUUCAUGUUAGUAAAAAUAAUUCUGUAAAAUUGUAAGUACCCUUGCAGCAUUACAACAAAAAUUUGUGUAUGCAUCUGAUUUUGUUAUUUCAAACCUUGCCAAUUUUUAGCUGUUCUGUUCACUAAAGAGCAAUGAGAAUGCAUCAAAAGAGACUUAUUUCAGGAGAGUUGAUGCACAAAUAUUUUGCGGGUGUUCAUUUGUGUAAUAUUGAACUUUUCUUAAAUGGGUUAGUAUUAUUAAAGAAGUAUAAAGUAAACAGCAGAUUUGCUAAUAAUUACAUUUAGAUGCCAGUAAAUAUGAAGACAUAUGAUUUGAUACAAAUGUUUGCACCUUUUGUAUUUAAAGGUGCAAUAUAUGAACUGUGGUUCAAGGGGGAUAUUCUUCUCUUUUGAUGAAAUAAAAAGUUUUGGUUUUGUUUUCAGGCAUGUUUUUGAAACACAAGAGUAUGUCUAAUUUGUAAAAGUUGUUUUAAAGGUCACGUCCAAAAUACGAAAGAAAUAGUGAGUGGAUGCUGUUCAUCAGUCCCCUCAUUUGCAUACUGACUAGGAUGUGCAUAAUUGUGUUGAAAAAUUAAGCAAAAUUUUAAGAUGUUCUUUUUUACAUCCAAUUUUGAUGGAAUUUUCAGUGUUGUGCUUGUUUGAUUUUCUUUUUUUUGUGUGAAUCAAGUUUUACUUGCCCUUUAAACUUCAGUAAACCUAGAAUCAUUCAUGAUCUGAUCAAUCUGUAUUUGCAACUUGUCCAAGAAUUUGUACAUUAAUGAUGUGUUUUUGCCAGAAUUACUCCAGGUGGGUGUUUCAAUACGCUGUUCAGAGUGACUUUAAGAACGACCGGUGAACCUUUCUUAUGGUGAAUAUCAA